AUGAAUCAAGGACCAGGACUGGCUGUGCUACGUUCGCCACAGUUCCAGCUGGCACGUCCGAUUGAACUACAAAUUGAGAUUUAUCAGUCCACAUUUGGCUCACAAACUUUCUUGUGUGGUGAUGAUUUCACAAAUUUGUAUGACUGCCGGCCUUUGUUGGGCCCAAAAAUAGUACUUCCAAGAACGGCAAAAGUAAACAUACACCUCGACCAAGAAGCUGAAAAUUUCACGAUUGUUGCUGUACAUGACAAAUUUGCGCAGUUUGGUGCGGCGACAUUUAUUAUUUCGAAUAUCAAAGUUUUGGAUGAAGAUGGAAGGCCGCUGUGUUGA
Gongylonema pulchrum is the source of this 330-nucleotide messenger RNA. The record is from the annotation of a GenBank genome assembly. NCBI's taxonomy places the organism in Eukaryota, Metazoa, Nematoda, Chromadorea, Rhabditida, Gongylonematidae.